Nomia melanderi (Alkali bee) is the source of this 1495-nucleotide messenger RNA. It is a transcript of the gene Rnmt, whose product is annotated as RNA guanine-7 methyltransferase. Gene Ontology annotation, biological process: 7-methylguanosine mRNA capping. Gene Ontology annotation, molecular function: mRNA 5'-cap (guanine-N7-)-methyltransferase activity. The record is from RefSeq and is a predicted model, not a curated record. NCBI's taxonomy places the organism in Eukaryota, Metazoa, Arthropoda, Insecta, Hymenoptera, Halictidae. Gene Ontology annotation, cellular component: nucleus.
AGAAAUAAAUUAACGUGUAUUAUAGGCGCUGCGAUCACUAUUGUUACAACGUGUACAUGUAUUACAACGCGUUUUGAGUGUAUUGUUACAAUUAUUAUUUGUUUCUAUUUAAACUUGGAACACUGUAAUGUUUCGUAUAAGAGUAUUUAUAGUGCAAUAUCCUUUGGUGCAUUCAAGCUUUUAUUAAGGCGAUAUAUGAACUAAAAUUUUCACGAAAUUAUUUCUUACACUAAGAUGUUUGCUACCCGUGCCGGAAAAAGCACGGAGGCUUCAGAAUCAUCUGAAGUAGUAAAAUAUCAACCUGAACUAAAAAAACGAACCACAGAACCACAAAAAUGCAAUGCAGUAUUAGUUGCAAAACAUUAUAACUCGUUAGAAGAUAAAGGUGUCUCGAUCAGAAACCAAAGUCGUAUCUUAUACAUGAGAAACUUUAAUAACUGGAUUAAGAGCAUGCUAAUAUCCGAAUAUAUUACUAAGCAAGAUAAAGUACAUGGAUCUUCUCUAAGAGUAUUAGAUAUUUGUUGUGGAAAAGGAGGAGAUUUAAUCAAAUGGAUGAAAGUAAAUGUAACGCAUGUGGUUUGUGCUGAUUUAGCUCAAACAUCUAUUGAACAAUGUCAACAACGAUAUAAUGACAUGUUCAAUAGAAAUUCUAAUAAAAGAGGAUUCGAUCCUAUAUUCACUGCUGAAUUUAUAGCAGCUGACUGUACAAAGGUUCGUUUAAGAGAAAAAUAUAAGGAUCCUAGUAUACAGUUUGAUUUGGUUAGUUGUCAAUUUGCGUUACACUAUAGUUUUGAGACAUUACAACAGGCGGAAUGUAUGAUGAGAAAUGUAAGCGAAUGUCUCAAACCAGGAGGCUACUUCAUUGGAACUAUUCCAGAUACAUACGAUUUAGUUUCUAGAUGGCAGAAAUCUGAUGGUAAUAAGAUUGAAAAUGAGGUUUAUAGCAUAGAAUUUUUAUGUGAUAAAAAAAUGCCUCCACUCUUUGGUGCUAAAUACAAUUUUCAUCUAGAAGGUGUUGUCAAUUGUCCAGAGUUUCUUGUUCAUAUACCUACACUUUGUAAAUUGGCUUCAAAAUAUUGUUUAGAAUUAGUGAAAUUUGAAAGAUUUGAUAAUUAUUAUGAACGUAUGAAAAACGAAGGUAGAUCAUUACUCAGCAAAAUGCAUGCUUUAGAAACUUAUCCACCAUUUCAUGGUGUGCCACUUCUUGGUCACUCUACACAAGACUACCAACAUGCAGUACAGUAUAUGCAAACUUUGCCAGACCAUCGUAAAAUCGGUACUUUAUCAAAACCAGAAUGGGAAGUUAUUUCACUGUAUGCUGUAUUUGCUUUUAAAAAAACGAAGAUAACGAGUAAUGAAGAAAAAUUGGAAAGUGUGAAGUCAUAGAAAUUAAGAACUAUUUAGGAAUUAAAAAUAUUAGGGAUAGUUUGACAAUGAAUUUAAACAAUUUUAGUAAUUGACUUUGCAUUGUACAAGCUAGUCUGUUGCUAUAGAG